AUGACUCGAUCGGCUCCGAGCGGACGGGUAUUCGCCGCUCAAGCCCAAACCGAGGAACCUGCUGAGGCCGAGGAGCGCCAUAUGUUGGCAGUGCUCAAGAAGUUGAAGGACUUCGGCGUUAUCUUGGGAAUGGACUGGCUCUCGAAGUACUAUGCGACCAUUGAUUGCAGGAGUAAGGGUGGAGCUUUGGUUGACCCAAGGAAAGUGGAGGCGAUCAAGGAUUGGCCUCGCCCGACAAAUGUCAUGGAAGUUCGAAGCUUCGUGGACUUAGCGGGCUAUUAUCGACGGUUCGUGGAAGGUUUCUCGAAGAUUGUAAUUCCACUUACUCAUCUGACCCAGAAGGGCACCAAGUUCGUGUGGAAUGACGAGUGCGAUCGGAGUUUUCAAGAGUUAAAAGAAAGAUUAACUACGACUCCGGUGCUCGCUCUGCCGGUGCAAGGUGAAGACUGUGGUUUAUAG
Molecule: messenger RNA, 459 nt
Organism: Ananas comosus (pineapple)
Lineage: Eukaryota; Viridiplantae; Streptophyta; Magnoliopsida; Poales; Bromeliaceae
Exons: 3
Coding region: 1-459 (152 amino acids)
Source: RefSeq, a predicted model, not a curated record